Messenger RNA from Cooperia oncophora, 351 nucleotides. The record is from the annotation of a GenBank genome assembly. NCBI's taxonomy places the organism in Eukaryota, Metazoa, Nematoda, Chromadorea, Rhabditida, Trichostrongylidae.
AUGGCGGACCGACCAUCGUCGAGCUCUGUAUCGUCACUCAAAACGGCUAUUUCUUCCAUAAACGAAGUCCACAGUUCAGCAAGUACCCUCAACGAGGAUAUUCGAGAACUGCUUGAGCAAGUAGAGAUAGUAGAGAAACUACCCCAGUCAAUUAAUCUCGCACAAAUUGAUGGCUGGCGAUCGAGCGAUUUGCUAAUUGUUGAGGACUUCUUGAGAGAGGCUCAUCGAAUUGCAUCAAAUAAUGUUCUGAUCUCAUCAAACAUUCGAAUUGCCAUUCCUGCUGUACCAUACAAUGUGGAUUCAGCCAUAGCGAGACUAAUUUUUGACAUUAAAACCUUAGAUGCUCAAUGA